Molecule: messenger RNA, 4159 nt
Organism: Aplysia californica (California sea hare)
Lineage: Eukaryota; Metazoa; Mollusca; Gastropoda; Aplysiida; Aplysiidae
Product: spermatogenesis-associated protein 48
Exons: 9
Coding region: 26-1282 (418 amino acids)
Source: RefSeq, a predicted model, not a curated record
GAACUUUCAUGCGGACAUUAGCAAAAUGGCAGAAGUAAUUAACGAUAGAUCUGUCUUGUCUGAUUCAAAUACAAAGCCCAGACCUAAUUUCCAAACAUACAUGGUAACUGAUUCAAAUGCCAGAGGUCAUGCUGUGCAUCAAAUUGAAGAAAAAAGACGACUGAGACAUAUGAAAUUCCCAUCUCUGAAGGGUAGGCAUGAUGUUGAUUCUUUUCAAGAAAAUGUGGAUUCGAACGUCGGAUUCAAGCGAUGGAAUGAUGAAGGAGAAUACCAUGCGAAUGCUCCAUACAGGACAUACGACAAUACUGUUGACCCAACGUCAGGGUUUGUCAGUGCUGGUGGAGAUGUCGACAGACAGACAGGGCAUACUCAAAUUAGGUCUUUGGUCCAACUCAACAAAACUCCCCAGGCAAUGACUCCGCGGGGCCAAAACACCGUUCGAAAAGAACCAGCUGCACCCCCUGAGUUGAAGCGUGAAGCAACAUGGUCUCCUGGAGUCCCAACCCAAUGGAAUAGUCGCAAAACAUCCGAUAUUUGGAUGCGCUCAAAGCUUGGAGGAUGGACAAGUGAUGUUGAUCCUCGUGUAACUUCAGCUGGCCGCCCUCAGACCUCUCCAGAAGAGCAGACACGAAGCAGUCGGGAUAAGUUAGCUCUCAAGUAUAUGUACGGAACAUCUACCCAAAGGGGCUACGAAGAAGUGCCUUGGGAUCAUUUCCUUGCUCCAAAAAUGUGGCCCCCAACAGUGACUACAGAAGAGAAACCGGACAAUAUAUCCCAUCGGUGGCAUAAUAAGCGCUAUGAUCCUGCUGCUCAAGAAUGGCAGGCUGUCGGAAGAGGUCUUGACUGGUUUCUCCCACGGAAAGGAUACUAUAAAGAUGAAUCAGUUACUUUCUGCAGCCCUUGUCACCGCACUCAACAAAUUCCUCUCUACAGUGGAUGCAUUGGAGCAGAGAAUCUGGUUGAACUUGACAACGCUAAAGAACCGUUCCAUCCUUAUACAGUGAAGCGGUCUGCCAUUCCGAGACCCAGUGAAACAGCUCACCGACCCAACAUUCCGUUGUACAGUGGAUGCACUCUGUGGCAGGGUUAUUAUGCUCCGGCCCAUUCUAAGCCAGCUGAUCGGGAGUACCUCCAACCAACAACGACAACUUUCCACAAAUCCAUUCCUGUGGAACAGACCCCUGUGGACCAUAAGCGCAAUGCUCAGAUGUCUAAGAUGAUCACACUGGUUCCUCCGUGCAAUCCUUUCAAUUCCAUGGAAAAGGAAGGAGUUCAAGUAUAAGCAGAAGGUCAACGUACAGAAUUAAACCUAUCAGUGGAAUAUCCACAAUUUGAUCUGAGGCAGUGAAAGCCUUUCAAAGACAUUGUCUCGUAACAUUUGUAUUUCUGUUUAGCUGUGUGCAAUUCAUUCUUUAGUGCCUUUGGAAUUGUGUUUUUGUUUCGAUAUUUUACUAAAUGUAAAGGUGUAAAUGUGAUGAAUUGCUAUACCAUGCUGAAUUUUUCCCACAAACUGUGUGCCAUUGCAGCACGAAUGUAUGGGAUUCCCUUGUCAAAGUUUAGCUGGGAUUAUAUCAGCUUUACUUACAUGCUAAGUUCCAUGUUAUUGUCUCUACAAGUGUCCCACAAAGUGCAUUCUCACUUUAUUUACAGUAUUAUUAGCUCCUUCGCUUUAUCGAAAGCAAUUGCACUCUAUUCAUUGUUGUCCAUGGAAUCUUCCUCCUCAUUAUAAUCAUCACUGUUCAUCAGCAUCAUCAUCUUCAUCAUUGUUAUGGUCACUUUGGCCAAUUUGUUAUGUAUUUAUUUAUUGAUAAGUUCUACAUAGUUUUAAAGCCUUCAAAGUGAAUGUCCUGUUUCUAUUUGAAUUAUAUUUUUGUACAGUGGCAUAGUAAAGAAAAACCAAGAUAUUUUCACACCUCUUUAGAUAGUUUGACUUUUACUGUUGUACAGUUAUGUGAUGUGGUAAGAUGAGGUCCUUUUGAUUUUUUCAAGAGUGUGUGUGUUGAUAUUUCUGGAUUUUACUGUUGUGUUUACAAUCUAUGUACAUGAGUGGAAAGUUUUAUGAGUCCCCUUUUCUUUUUGAUGUGCUUUAUUUGUUAACAUGAAACAGAUAUGCUGAAACUUGUUUUCUGUAAAAAGAUGUCCCACCGACUGUGAUAACAUUUACGCUUUUGAUAUCGCCCCCCCCCCAAAAAAAUCCCAAAAAUGAAGCCUUUAAAAAAGAAGACAAAAAAUAUAUAGAUGUAUAUUAUUGUUAUUUUGUGGAGAGGGUUAGACCUAUUGGGUUCUUAAUGCCUGCUGCUCUGAUUUUUAAAACACAAGCAAUAGAAAAUAUUGUAUGGUAAUACACACUGCCCUGUCUUCUAGGAAGUAUAUAAUUAUGUACCAAAAAAGGCAAUGGAAUAUCGUAAUAAGUGGUGUCUUUUUAUAUUACAUUCUUUUUAUUCUUUUCCUUUGAAACAAAAAUGAGUUUUGAAGCUGUAUGUAACAGCUGUUUAUAUGAUGCCUUAAAAGAAAACAUUUUAAAAAAGUAACAAUAUUGUUAGUCAAGAUUUGUUGACUUUUAUCAAACUCAGCAGUAUUUACGUUUUGUAACCCAGAAGCCAACAUACUCUUGUGCCUUUUUGUUUCAUUUGUCUUAUUAUCUAGGUGCAGCAUUUUGUUUUUUGUCUUUAUUGUGCUGAGGGAAUGUACAUUAUUUGACUGCACACAAACAGCAUUAGUUUUUAAUGUGUCAACAUUUUGUAAACAGCAUUAUUUUAGUAAAACCAUAUCCUCAUCUUUGAAACCAUGAACAUAAUUUUAGUGGUUUACAAUUUUUAAUUCAUAGUAAAUUAAGUGAGUAACUGUUAUUAGUAUAUAGAGUACAAAAUUUCAAUCAUGUUAUUAUUAUUUUAUUUUCCUAUAAAAUACUUGUGUACGAAGAGAACUUAAGGGUGGAUACUAUUGCUUUGAUGAAAGCGAGAUCAUUUUUCUCAUUUAUUCUCUUUUUAUAAAAAAACAAGGUAAAUAACCAGAAUUCCAUUCCUUUUAUGUCCUUAAUAAGAUUACUCCUGAUUAGAAUUUUUUGCUGGAAAAAUAUAGAUUAAGAUUUUUAAGAUUUUGUUGUGACAAUUUGAAUGAUUAGAAAAAAAAGAUUAUUGAGGGAAGUUGUACAAUUUUAAGACAAAUUUUAUGUAUUCAAGAUGCAUUUGUGGCAAAUUUGUGUAUCUUCGUUGCUUGUUUGAAACAAAACAUGUGUGGUCUUCGAAAAAAAUGUUGAAUUGUGAGAAUUUAUGUAUAAUAUUCAAGACUUCAUUUCUACCAGUCUAGAAUACACUUUAGUGUAUAUUGUAUGGUUUACUGCAUUUAUGGACAAUCGAAUGUCUUUGAGUCAAUCAUUCUUGUAUUGCUCCAAUUCCAAUCAUAGCUAGUGUUGCACAAGUUGUCUUCAUAAUAACUGCACAAAGUGACGUCCAAUAUGCACAUGAAUUAUAUACUGAAGUUGAGAUAAAACCAGCUGCAGAUCUGAGUAGAGCCUAGGAAGCCAGUGAAAUGACUGGAUAGAAAACAUUCCUUGUCAAGAGAUGCCGGCUGUUCAGAUGUUCUAAGCCCGAAAUUUUUAAUUUUAAAAAUUACGGUUUCUUAAUCUGUGGCAUGGGUUACAUAUGCUCGAGGAAGAUUUAGUCGGAAUUCAAAUUUUGAGUGUUAAAAAAAAGCAAGAAAAGAUACUUAAUUUAGGUAUCAUUUUAAAAGAAUGAAAUAACAUAGUUUUUUCUUUAUCCUGUAAAAUUUUGCUUUCUGGGCUUAGAACAGUUUAACAGCUUGCCAGUGAUAUAUACUGCUAUGUCUUUGGCUUGUGGAAUCUUUAUAGGUUUAAGAAAAUAUAAAAAGAAAUUAAAGAUUUCUUAUAAAACCAGUUUCUGUUUGUCACAUACUUUAUUGUAUGAAUAGCAUGUGAUUUUUUAAUCUCUUGAAUUUUGGGCUUGACAGAAAGAUUUGCUUUCAAAUUUACCAAGGAUACCUUCAGACCCUUAGUUCCACAUGUCAUGUGCAUUGUUUUCCAGCAUUUUGCUUUGUAGUCUCUAGUAAAACACUGACCUCGGAUGAUCACUGGUUUUCUUGAUUACACUGUGAGAUGCUUUUGAAAGGAUGCAGAGAAAAUAAAUUCUUGUUCACACAA